This is a messenger RNA of Dipodomys spectabilis (banner-tailed kangaroo rat), 2586 nucleotides long. RefSeq names its product zinc finger protein 30 homolog. Lineage: Eukaryota; Metazoa; Chordata; Mammalia; Rodentia; Heteromyidae. Gene Ontology annotation, cellular component: nucleus. Gene Ontology annotation, biological process: regulation of DNA-templated transcription. The record is from RefSeq and is a predicted model, not a curated record. The transcript has 6 exons. The coding region runs from base 248 to 1846 and encodes 532 amino acids.
CAGGAGCCCAGGAAUUCCUGGACGGCUCAGCCCUCGGAAUAAGGGUGAAGAUAGAAAGAUGAACUGGCUUGAACCUUAGGAUAAGCAUACCUAGUCAAUGCAAAGGACGUAAUAGGAAAUUCCUCUUUCUAGUGUCUAGUGCCUGCAGUUGUCUACAGUUAGUUAACCAGCUCUGACAACUGUGGACUCUGCCUCUCCAGUGAAAGAACCUUGAGGAAAACUGACCUGUUCUUGCAGUUCUAAAAUCAUGGCUCAUGAUUUGGUGAUGUUCAGAGAUGUGACUGUUGACUUUUCUCAGGAAGAGUGGGAAUGUCUGACUUCAUACCAGAGGAAUUUAUACAGAGAUGUGAUAUUAGAGAACUACAAAAAUUUGGUGUCACUCGGAUGUUCCAUUUCUAAGCCAGAUGUGAUUUCCUUACUGGAACAAGGGAAAGAACCCUGGAUCAUUGUAAGGGAAGAAAGAAGAAGAUGGAGCCUGGACUUGGAAUCCAGGUAUGAUACUAAGAAGUUAUUUCAAGAAAAGAAAGUUUAUGAAAUGAAUUUAUCUCAGUGGGAAAUCAUGGAAAGAAUCCAAAGCCAUGGCCUCAAAGAAUCCUUUUUAGGAAAAGACUGUGGGUAUAAAAUGUUUGGGGAACAGGAAGGUCCUCCCGGGGUCUAUUUCAGCCAAGGGAGAAAAACUACCACUGAGAAAAUUGCCAUGAACAGAGAACUGGGACCCCUUCCUUUCUACCAGAAAACCCCUAAUAGAGCAAAGCCCUAUGAGUGUGGGGACUGUGGGAAGGCUUUUAGAGCACGCCAACAGCUUACUUUCCACCAGAGAAUCCACACUGGUGAGAAGCCCUACGAGUGCAAGGAAUGUGGGAAGACCUUUCGCCAGUGUGCCCACCUUAGUCGACAUCAGAGAAUUCACACAUCUGACAAACUCUAUGAGUGUAAGAAAUGUGGAGCGAUCUUCCCCUGCAGCUCAGACCUUCGCCUGCAUCAGAGGCUUCACGUGGGCGAGAAACCCUACGAAUGUCAGGAGUGCAGGAAGGCCUUCAGAGUGCGGGGACAGCUGAAUCUCCACCAGAGGAUCCACACUGGUGAGAAGCCUUACAAAUGCAAGGAGUGUGGGAAGACCUUCCGACAGUACGCACACCUCACCCGACACCAGAGACUCAACUUUGCUGAGAGGUGCUACGAGUGUAAGGAAUGUGGCCAGGCUUUUCUGUGUAGUACGGGCCUUCGGCUGCAUCAUAAGCUUCACACUGGUGAGAAGCCAUACGACUGCAAGGAGUGUGGGAAAGCCUUCCGAGUACGGCAGCAGCUCACCCUGCACCAGAGGAUCCACACUGGUGAGAAGCCCUAUGAUUGCAAGGAGUGCGGGAAGACCUUCAGUCGUGGCUAUCAUCUUACCCUCCACCAGAGAAUCCACACAGGGGAGAAACCCUAUGAGUGUAAGGAAUGUCAGAAGUUCUUCCGUCGUUACUCAGAACUUAUUUCACAUCAGGGCAUUCACAUCGGGGAGAAGCCCUAUGACUGUAAGGAGUGUGGGAAGGCCUUCCGGCUGUUUUCCCAGCUGACCCAACAUCAGAGCAUUCAUUUUGGCGAGAAACCCUAUCAGUGUAAGGAGUGUGGGAAGACUUUCAGACUGCUCUCCCAGCUCACUCAGCAUCAGAGCAUUCACACUGGUGAGAAGCCUUAUGACUGUAAGGAGUGUGGGAAGGCCUUUCGACUUCACUCCUCCCUUAUUCAACACCAGAGGAUUCAUUCUGGUGAGAAACCCUACACGUGCAAGGAAUGUAAGAAGGCUUUUAGACAGCACUCACACCUCACAUAUCAUCAGCGCAUUCAUAAUAUAACCUAGUUAUAACCACCUCCCCACUAUAAAUGUUGUGUUAGGAGCAUUAGAAAACAUCAUUUUUGAAUGUAAGGACGAAUGAGUUAAUGUGAACAUAUAGAAGCCUUUUAUCCCAUUCAUGUUAAAUUCCAGGAAAUUCAUUCUGAAGGAGAGCUUCAUUAAAGAUGUGGCUAUAAAAAGCUUAUAUUAGCUUUAUUGUCCUUAUUCUAUGGGAGUUGCCAAGGCACCCACUUGUUUUGAAAAUAAAGGAAAGAAAUGGCAUUAACUCUGCAUUUCCUGCGUAAAUCAUAUAUCAAGGAAAUUGGCUUUUGUGAUAGUUUUUUCUUUACUAGAGAAUUCCAGCUAAAGAAUUAUAGAAUUAGAAAAUUAUAUCAGAAACCCCAUUUUAUAACGAUGUAAUAGUGAAUAGAGGGAUGAUUUUCUGUAGAGAUUUAGACCCUUAAGUGAGAGAUAGACUUGAAUUUUCUAGUGAAUAGAUCAGGUAACCACACCUGAGCCUGCUGACCAAUCUAACGUUCAGAAAAAUAGUAACAUAAAUAUUGCCUCCUAAUGUGACAAAGUAAAAUACACACCUUGCAAUAGUAUUUCAGUACUGAAUUUAGACUUGAAGAUCAAACUUCCAGUUUAGAGAAAAGUAGGAAUAGGAGCACAGAUCACAUGAUACAACAAGAAGCAACUAUAUCUAAAAUGUGGGUACUUGUACAAGAGGAAUGUCCUGGCUUCUCAGCCAGUAAGUGGCAUUGAAA